This is a messenger RNA of Fundulus heteroclitus (mummichog), 2868 nucleotides long. It is a transcript of the gene oprd1a, whose product is annotated as opioid receptor, delta 1a. The record is from RefSeq and is a predicted model, not a curated record. The coding region runs from base 194 to 1312 and encodes 372 amino acids. Lineage: Eukaryota; Metazoa; Chordata; Actinopteri; Cyprinodontiformes; Fundulidae. Gene Ontology annotation, molecular function: G protein-coupled enkephalin receptor activity; neuropeptide binding. Gene Ontology annotation, cellular component: membrane; neuron projection. Gene Ontology annotation, biological process: G protein-coupled opioid receptor signaling pathway; neuropeptide signaling pathway. The transcript has 3 exons.
CUGACAGCGCGCGCACACAGCAGACCGCUGCCUGGAGCGACACAUAUAUCUGUUCUAUCAGGAUUUUAGAGAAAGACAUAUUUCAUACGGACACUUUCUACUACUGUUGUUUUUUUGUUCUUUCCUUUUUUAUAUAUAUAUAUUAUUGCAUUUAAUCCCAACAAUUACCACCGAGCAACUUUGUAAGGUGGACAUGGAGCCCUACACGGUCCCUGGAGCGCAGCUCCCCCUGUCUGACCUGCUGUACUCCGUCGUCCCCUCUAACGGUACCUUCCCGGAGGAAGGCGAGCUGAACUCCACGGAGCCGGAGAGCCCAGUGAGGAGCGCGGGGGAGAUGAUGAUCGCCGUGUCCAUCACGGCGCUCUACUCGGUCAUUUGCGUCGUGGGACUGCUGGGCAACGUCCUCGUCAUGUACGGGGUGGUCAGAUACACCAAGAUGAAGACUGCCACAAACAUCUACAUCUUUAACCUGGCCCUGGCCGAUGCCCUGGCCACCAGCACGCUGCCUUUCCAGAGCGCCAAAUACCUGAUGAACACCUGGCCCUUUGGGGAAGCCCUGUGCAAGCUCAUCAUCGCCAUCGACUACUACAACAUGUUCACGAGUAUCUUCACCCUCACUAUGAUGAGCGUGGACCGCUACAUCGCUGUGUGCCAUCCUGUGAAGGCGUUGGGCUUUCGCACGCCGGUCAAGGCUAAGAUGAUCAAUGUCUUGAUCUGGGUCUUGUCGUCAGCAAUUGGCGUGCCCAUUAUGGUUAUGGCUGUGACCAGAGUGACAGAGGCGGGUAACAUCGCGUGCAUUUUGAAAUUCCCUGAACCUGACUGGUACUGGGACACCGUGACUAAGAUCUGCGUCUUUCUCUUUGCCUUCGUGGUCCCCGUCAUGGUCAUCACCAUUUGUUAUGGCCUGAUGAUCCUGCGUCUGAGGAGCGUCCGUCUGCUCUCGGGCUCCAAGGAGAAAGACCGCAACAUGCGGCGAAUCACCCGAAUGGUCCUGGUGGUGGUGGCAGCCUUCAUCGUCUGCUGGACCCCCAUCCACAUUUUUAUCAUGGUGCGGACAAUGGUGGACAUCAACACCAGGAAUCCCUUCGUAGUGGCCAGCUGGCACUUGUGCAUCGCCCUGGGCUACACCAACAGCAGCCUCAAUCCUGUCCUCUAUGCAUUUUUGGACGAAAAUUUCAAGCGGUGCUUCAGGGAUUUCUGUUCGCCCUGUCGGACGCGGAUGGAGCAGAACAGUGUGACCAGCGCCCGCAACACCACCAGAGAGCCGGUGUCUGUCUGUGCUCCGACGGAGGCAGGAAGGAAGCCCGCAUGACUAGCAAUGGAGAGAGUCCCCCAUAGCUCUAACACGAGGAGGAUCCAUCAAGACCUGCAAUCACAGGAUACCCUGAUCUCCACAACAGAGUUUUGAAGGUUUGCUACACGGAACAACACGGUCGAGGCACGCAUUUUCCCCAGUGAGGAACAAUAUCUGAACUUAGGGUGUUUCUUUUUUGCAUGAAAUGCCAAGCAAACAGAGUGAUUUUGACAGAUAGUCCAAAAUCCAUGAUGCUCCAGGAAAAUUUAUGAAACUGUUGGUUUUCAGCUUUUAGCUCAGCGUAAGAGAGCGGUAGAGGUCUUGAGGAAAACAGCAACAGCUGGUACACACAGAGGGAAACAUUUUGAAUGAUUGCUUGGGCAAGAUGAAGCAUCCACAACAACAAAAAAAACAUUUCAGUGUUUUGGACGUUGACAGAUGAAGUGAGAAAUAAACGAAAGACUAAACCACUGGGUCAAAUAAGAAGGUCCCAACAAUCUGUGCCAAAAGAGAACUACUGAUUAGAAGAAUUAGAGGGAUUUCAGAAGAUAUUUAGAAAUAUGAUCAGAAUACAUUUUUGGUGGAUUUUAGCUUGGAUUGGAAACAAAGGAAAAUACGUAUCAAAGAACUAAUGAGCUUGGAUUUGGGAUACCUCCUUUUUUUGUCUCUGCCUUUUGUGGUAUGAAAUCUUGACAGUAUUCAACGGGCCACAGGGGACCACCAUUAGCACCCUCAACCCCAACAAUGCUUAACGCAGUAGUCCAAGACCUUUGAUGCUGUCUGUGAUGAUCUGUUAUAUUAUCCCACAAUGGUCAAAUAAUAACAAGAGAAAUCUGUCAUCAGUGUCGCUUAAUAUCUGUUGGACACUUCAGAAAAGGGGUGUAGUAUUCAUUAAUGUGGUGACUCACUCUGGGAAAUUCACCCCCCUCGACGGACACCAUUUAUGGAAGCCUAGAUGAUUAUAAUUAAUGAUGAAGUCACCUUAGCACAUAUGGCUUACAGAAGUGGUUAUAUAAAAAGUCUGAUCGAGUUCUAAUGCAGGUUUUCUUUAAAGCAUGUAAGAUUUUUCCUUACGUUAUGUAUCUAAAUUAUGACAAUUCGAGAGAUAUUGGGAGGAUAUAAAACACAUCUGAACUAUUAUGUAGGCCUGCAAAAUUAUUCAUCUUUUUUCACAUUUUUGUUGCAUUAUAACCACAACCUUCAGUGUAUAUUCGUUGGGUUUUAUGUGACAGAACAACACGUCUGAAAAUUUCACGUGAAACACAUUUGUAUUCAGGGAACCUGAGUUAGUCCUCGGUAGAACCACCUUUUGCUGAAAAUGCAGCUGCAAGUACAUUGGGAUAUGUGUUAGGGAUGUAUGAUAUAUAGGUAUUAACAUCGGUAUCGGCCACCGCUAGUAAUUUUUCAACAUAUUGGUAUUGGUCCGAUAAGUGAAACUGGGUGGAUAUUAACAGAAUCUAGGCCGAUGCUUAUUUACAACUAGUUGCCCUUUGUGCCUGUGUUUCAGGAGGGGAAGGGGGGGAUGGUCAUGUGUUUUUUGUUUGGUCAUGUGACAGUGACAGUGAUGCAUCGCA